Dendrobium catenatum is the source of this 1263-nucleotide messenger RNA. RefSeq names its product peptidyl-prolyl cis-trans isomerase FKBP19, chloroplastic. NCBI's taxonomy places the organism in Eukaryota, Viridiplantae, Streptophyta, Magnoliopsida, Asparagales, Orchidaceae. The transcript has 11 exons. Gene Ontology annotation, cellular component: thylakoid; chloroplast. Bases 179 to 982 code for a protein of 267 amino acids. Gene Ontology annotation, molecular function: peptidyl-prolyl cis-trans isomerase activity. The record is from RefSeq and is a predicted model, not a curated record.
CUCAGAGCAGAAACAGAAUUAUUUCAGAGCGCGGGUAGAAUCACUGGACGUCAUGGCUCUCCACUGACCAGUGGCGGCAGCACUCCGGCCUUUGGUACGUUGCGCAUCAGUGAACGGCUCGACCGGAUUCAAUCAGUCUGCCAAUCGUUACGCUGUCCGCUCCGCUUCUUUUGUUCUAAUGGGGUCGCCUGCAUCGGCUGAAAUCUCACUUCAAAUGAUAGGACGCCCUUGUAGAAGCUUCUGGAGGAAAGCUUCCGCUCCGGGCUUCAGUCCUUGCAUAGCAAGGAGAAAGACUUCAAGAGGAUUUCGAGUCUCGAUUAACCGCAUGCAGGCCAAGGUUUCUUCCUUGAGUGAUUCAAACAGCCUGAUGACUGUUGCGGAGACUUUUCAGCGAAGAGAACUACUUUUAGCAUCAUUCAUUGGGCUUAGCAUCAAUGCCCUCCAAAAUGCACUGGUCAAUACCAUGGCAAUAGCAGCUGAAUUCGCUGAUAUGCCAGCUCUACGUGGAAAGGACUAUGGAAAAACAAAAAUGCGAUAUCCAGACUACACAGAGACACAAUCUGGUCUUCAAUACAAGGAUUUACGAGAUGGCGAUGGUCCAAAACCAAAGAUGGGAGAGAUAGUUGUGGUUGAUUGGGAUGGUUACACGAUUGGAUAUUAUGGACGAAUAUUUGAAGCUCGCAACAAGACAAAAGGUGGUUCAUUUGAGGGCGAAGAUAAGGAUUUUUUCAAAUUCAAGGUUGGAUCGCAGCAGGUCAUACCAGCAUUUGAGGAAGCUAUAACUGGCAUGUCUCUUGGAGGUAUCAGGAGGAUAAUUGUACCACCUGAAUUGGGGUAUCCUGACAAUGAUUUCAAUAAACUUGGCCCAAGACCUACAACCUUUUCAGGUCAGAGAGCUCUGGAUUUUGUGCUGAGAAACCAGGGUCUUAUAGACAAGACCUUGUUGUUUGAUAUCGAACUCCUCAAAAUCAUCUCAAACUGAUCUAAUGGCAGGCCUGGCUUCUAUACUAUGGAUUAACUGCUUAAAUUUUGUGAAGGAAUUAUGCUAGGCUUGAUCCCUCAAAACUUCUCAUAUUGCUCUUGAAUCGCUGGGGCGGCCAAGUAACACUGUAGUGGCAGCAAAGUUAAGAUUGGGACUCAGCUUCCUUUUAUAAAUUCAGAUGUUUGUUAUGUAUCUUCCAUGGAAAGUGCUGUGAAAACGCUAUGGAUACUAAGAGGUAAUUUCGGCUUUUACGCUAGCUGAAGAUUAUUUACCUUUUUAAA